This is a messenger RNA of Aspergillus wentii DTO 134E9, 2319 nucleotides long. RefSeq lists its product as uncharacterized. The transcript is spliced from 3 exons. Bases 316 to 2319 code for a protein of 667 amino acids. NCBI's taxonomy places the organism in Eukaryota, Fungi, Ascomycota, Eurotiomycetes, Eurotiales, Aspergillaceae. The record is from RefSeq and is a predicted model, not a curated record.
UUUACAGCCCCUCUUGUUUCGGGCCAAAAAACCAGUCUAUAAACUGGCUUGGGGAUGGUCCCAUCUUGUCUCUCUUUUUAUUUUGCUAUUUUCUCACCAGAUGACUGCCAGGAAAUACUUUAUGCCGCUCUGAUGCGAGUGGGAACACAGUGCAACAACCCCUGCAUCUAACCCUCUGACCCUUCUCUCGCUCUGUUUCUCUCAUUCCUCUCUCCCACUUGACUACUCAUUUUUUUGUUGAUAACAUCAUAUCUCGAUCCUUUCGUAUGACCUUAUUACUCCUAUAACUCCUUCGUUUUAUCUCUGUCACUCAAAAUGGCUGCAGUGACAGAAGAACCUCAGGUGAUGUCCAUCCAGCAGCGCAUCGCCGCCCUGAACCAGUCGCAUGUUGGUCGGAAUCCGAAUGACAAUGACAAUGUCGAUGAACCACCGCCGUACACUCGCUCGCACCCAGCCUAUGCUCCUCCUCCGCCUCCAGUAUCGCGACCAGGAACAACAAGGAACAAAACGGUCAAUAAUCCUCCAUCCAACGCCCAUGGCUCUGUUCUGGACCGUUCAGCAAUCGGGAAUGAACCCGCUGCUGCACCAGUCGAUCAGAGAAAGAAAAAGGCCCCUCCGCCGUUGCCCUCGCGAAAGAAGUCGAUGCCACAGCUAGCCCCUGCUUUGCCCGCGCGAAGACCGUCCGCAGGGUCUGUCCAACGAAAGAUCUCUCAAGAAUCUCUAGCCUCUGAUACGUCAUUUUCGACCGUCUCGACGAGGAGGACGGCAGGGACAUCGUCGACUUCUGUUGACUCUAAUAAUGCGGGUAGAUCUUUGCGGGCACCUGCAUGGGGUACGACGGAUCUUCCUCCCCUGCCACCAAAGAGAGAGGAGAAGCCAGCACCGCCGCCCCGGCCAAAAUCAUCGGGUGGGAAGAGCGUCGACAUGCCCCCAGUUCCUCGACUUCCACCGCGGACGGGUUCUUAUAACAACCAGAAUAAUUCAGAACAGGAGGAAGCUGCCCCUAAACUGCCAACCAGGAGACUUCCCCCUCCGCCUUCGGCUUCUGCUGUGGAUAAGAUUCGACAGUCUGGCUUCGGGGGGUUGAAUAAGAGUAGUUCAGCAGCGGAACCGGCCCCGAGCGCUGUUCCUCCACCCGUUCCAUUGUCAUCUCGACCUGAUCUCACCAAGUUACAAGCCACCAAACCUCGCAUGCAUGCCUCGCAUCCUGCUGCCCCAGCACCAGCCCCAAGCACGGUCUGUUUGAAGUGCCGUGAUUUUUCAGGCCCGGAUACUCAUGCUGCUCGGUACCCACGCGAAACCCUUCCUUCUCAAAACAUGCAGUGGCUGGCCAAUGAACUGACAGCACCGUUUCCUUCACCCACUGAUAAGGCAAGGGCUCUGUUCACUUGGCUUCAUCACAACAUAUCGUACGACGUGGUAGCCUUUUUCAACAAUAAUGUGAAGCCAUCGACACCAGCAAAGACGCUUUCUACGGGACUGGCUGUCUGUGAAGGAUAUGCCGGUCUUCUUGCAACCCUGGCAAACCAUGCAGGGCUGGAGGCCGUGGUGAUAAGUGGUCACGGUAAAGGCUAUGGAUAUGCACCCCUCGCACCAGGCUCUAGCGUGCCACCGUUUUCUGCCGGUCAUGCAUGGAACGCGGUGAGAAUCGACAAUGGGCAGUGGAAGCUGAUAGACCCAUGCUGGGGUGCGGGAGUAUGCCAGGGGCCAGGGCAGCCGUAUCAAAAACUGUUCAGUCCCGAAAACUUCACAGACUCGAACGAUGUGUUUGGUAUCAAGCAUUUCCCUUCGAACCGGGAGCAUUUCUAUCGUGACGAUGGGCGACCAGGGAUCAGUUGGGAAGAGUACAUUAUGGGUGAAGGCAUCGAGCAGCCGACUAUCUUCACAGAUGCGAAGAAACACAGCAUAGGCGAGCAGUCAUUCCAACCUGCAGUGAGCCGAAUCUCGGUCUAUAACCACCCGGGCCCGAUUCGCUUCCAAUUCAAUCUUCAUUGCGAGCACUGGACGCUAAAAAGACACGACGGGGUGAUCCCCAGCCUCUUCCUGCUGAUAAUCCACGGCAUCGAUGGCCGAAAUGAUGAACGAAUCCCGUUCAACCAUUUCCGGGGUACAACACCAGGCGGAGGUGGAGAUUUCUGGUAUGUGGAUGUGGCAGACUCCCGGAAACUGGGAGCACCUGGACAGAAGCUGCAAAUUGUUGUCCUCACCUCGUUCGGAGACCGUAAAGAUGCCCGGGGUGUGACGAAACAAGAGUAUCUGGCACAGGUUGGCCGGGUGGGUAUGGCCUGGGCCGGUAUUGCGCAGUGGGAGUUGGUAUAG